AUCGCGCGAGAAUCUUCAAUCAUAAUAACGGAAACCUUUGACAUGCCGGUGUAGUUAUACACGUAUCAAGCUCGUCGACGUUAUUGCAUUGUUUACAUUUGUAACGAGAGUUAACGUUAGAGGCCGAACACAUUAGCGAUCGUUUUUUGUAAAAAGUAGGUCAAUUAUAAAGAGUUAGCAGAUAAUCUCUUUUUCUUUCUCAUCAAAUUUCAUCAUCAUUAAUCUGUAGAAUCGGUAUAAUGGAUUUGGCAGCUAAUGAUUUAGAAAAGACCUCUGCUGUAGAACGAGAGGCAAUGGUUAACAAACUACAUAACAUGCAAUGGUUGAAAAGUACACCCAAUUCAACAAGCCUUGUAAAAGUAAAAACUCUUUGUAAGCAAAGAAGAAGUCAUGAUGAGGAUGAAAAAAUAAAUGAUAAAGUUCUUGCAAUAGAAGAUAGCAAGGCUAAUUCAGUAGAAGAGUCUAUAUCGUGUGAAUACCAUUUGACAAUGGAUACAUGUGUAAAAGAUAUAUCCAGUGACCCGAUGACUAAAAAAAAUGAAAAUUUAUGUGAGAAAGAUAUGGAUACAUCUAAUAUGCUUCUGGAUGCUCAUGCAUUGAUUAUGCAAAAGGUUGGAAAAGAAGAAAUAUCAAGUGUGGCUACUCAGGAAAAUGUUAUAACAACACAGUUGGAAAUAUGUUGCCAUAUAGAUAAGGAACAAAAACAUCAAGAAAGUAUGUCACAGAACAUAAAUAUUCUUCAAGAUGAGACACAAAAUACCAGGUGUUCAAGUGUUCCCAAGUCGCAGAAAAAAGAUACAGAUAUGCUGAAUUUAACAGAACGUGCUGACAAAAAUAAUAAUAAUGAAUCUAUGAUACCAGAUACAUCAAAAGAAAAUACGCCAAAGUCAGAAAACGAUAAAGUAUCAACAGAAACAAAGAAUAAAGAUACUUGUAUAAGGAAGACCAAUACAUUAAAAACAAACAUUAAAAAUGCAAGUAAUACAACUUUGUCUAAAUGUUGCAAUGAUAAGCCCUCCACUCCUGUUAUUAAUUCUAAGAGAUCACUUUCCAACUUGUCAAAAUCACCAAUGACUUUUAACAAUAAGUAUGGAAAAGCAGAAAGAGUUGCCAACAAAUAUGUAUUUACAAAAAAGAAUUCUUACACAAAGGAUGAAUCUAUAAGACAGCAUAAUUGUUUUCCAACAAAAGAAGCAGAAAAUAAAACAAAGGAUAUCGCUGCAAAAUCAGACUUAUUGAAGUCAGGUUUCGAGAAAGAACCUGAUAAAACAGCCGAUAUAAAUCAAAGCGAUAAAAAAGCACACGAUACAUCCUGUACUGUCUUUUCAAAUAAGGACAAAACAUCGCAGAUCCAUCAACGAACAGCUAUAAAACAAUUUAUUCCGAAAUCCAAAGGACAGGAGUUUUCAAGAAGCAGUACGUCAACCGCGUUUAAUCGUACUUUCGAUAAAAAUAAAGUACCAGAGAAAAUGGAAAAAGCAACACCUGUUUCCAAAAGUUCUGAUUCGUCUUUGCGUGAAUCUGCGAGGAAGAGCAGUGAUAAAAAUGUUUCAAACGAUCAAAAGAACUAUUGCGCCAACAGGAGUACCACAUUUUUUAUAAAUAAAAACUCAACAUUGUCAAGGCCCGUGAAGUCUAAGAAUAUGUCGGGGAACGUCGGAUAUACUCCAGCUAGCGGAAGAAAUCCACUGUAUGCGCGUAGUAAUACAACACCUGAUAAGGAGCGCUCUGGUAACACCGAGUAUAGAGCUGGUACGAAAGCAAAAAAAGACUACCUACCGAUUGAUACACUUUCCAACGUAAACACGAAAACUGAACAACUCUAUGCAAGCAAUUUAGAGACUGAUAAGAAUCAGCAAUGCGAGAAGAACAAAGACGCACAAUCGGCAAAUACAAAAUCGUCAAAUGUACACAAAACAGACGCGUCAAUUCUUGACAAUAAGAAUAACAUAAAUUUCACAGAAGAUAAGAAGCCUGCAAAUGUUGAAGAUCACGCGAAACAGGUACCUGUAACACCCGAACCAAGCUACAAAAAUGAAAAGACAAUCAACAACGUUAAAACUGAUGCAGAUCAACAACCAACAGAUGCGGAUAAGAAAGAGAACAACGAGGAACUUAAGCCAUCGAAAGACUCGUUCGGUUUAUACUUAGAUAAGAGCUACACAGGAUCGCAAACUUAUCCGACGAGUCCGCCUGUAUUCAAGCCGGAGAACACACAACAGACGGAUGUGAAUCAAACAAAAAACAAUCCGUCUAUUUGGAAUGAUUUGUCCGACUCAUUGCGAAGGAACAUAAGCAUGCAGCACUCUGUUCAGAGUAUACAUUCACAGCAGACUAUCAUUCAGACAGAAAAUCAACGAUCGCAGACGUCACUGCGGGAAGUGGAUUACGGCAGAUUUUAUGAUCAAUGUUUGCCGAUGAGCGACACGACACGGCCGUCGCAAAUCUCGAACACUUUCGAUGCAGUGCCGUAUGAGUACAACAUGCAAGCGACACCGGGUGACCGCGGCGACGUCACGACCAUGUUAGACACGAUGAGCGGCAAUCGGGAUAAUUCAAAUGUGUCGCACCGAUACACAUCAAACGUGCAGCAGAGACCUUUCACGCCACUGUCGGACUUAUCCGGUCAUUCUGUGCCGUCGAGUCAGGUCAGUAGAUGGAACCUUUCGUUGCAAGACGGUUUUCACGUAGAGCAACCCGCCGCGACGAUGCACGUCUACAGCGCUGCGGCUUUCGAUCAGGACGAUUUCAACGGCGCGCAAGUGCCGACGGCGAAUUGCCUACCAGCGCAUCAUCUGCUCUACACACCGUACAUGCAAACUUGGAACUCACAGCUGCACUAUCCGACGCCAGUCUUUCACAAUCCCCCGUGCACCAGCUACACUAUACUGCCAAACGUGACCAACCAAUCGAGCAAUUACAACGACGCCAACGUCAGCCCGAUAACAAUGUGCAUGCACGAGCAGCCGCAGCACAGGUAUAUUCAUUACGUACCAUCCAACAGUAAUGCUACGAUGCAGAUGCACGCGAACCCGAGCUAUAUGAAGGAUAUGUACGGUUGCGACUUGAAUAACUGCCUGGAAACGAGGAACCCUGUCGUCGACGAGAAUCCUAUAAGACCUCCCAAUCGAUAUUACAAAAGAUAUCAGGACAACUGCCGGACAGCUUACGACGUUCCACAGUACGCGACUACGGCUUCGCAGCCGAUUUCACGACCGCAGCAACAGCAACAACUUUUCGUGCCCGCGAGUUUAAAUCAGUACAAUGUCUAUGGUCCACCGGGUCAAAAGUAUUACAAGCAGAACACGAUGAAUUUCACGCAGCCACCGCCGAACAGCCCGAAGGGGCAGAAGAUGCAGGACUUAGUGUGUGAGGACAACAGCCUAGAGGACAUUCCUCCGAUCAUAUCGCCCAAGGAAUUCAUGACGAGCAAUGUUAAUUUCUCAAACAGGACCGAUCAGUUCACCCCGCGCAUAUUCAAGCCGGACUUUAAGAUGAGACCGAAUACAGGUUAUCGCCAGCCGUUUCAGAGAUACAGCGGCGGCUUCCGCAAAAAUACAUAUCACGAUUUCCCAAAAGAAUACACACCCUCGACUGGUAUCGGCCGCGGUAUUUCUAAGACCAGUCAAAACACGAAAAUGUAAGCUAGUACGAAACGUAAGAGACGCACAUGUGAUUUAAACCGUUAGCUUUCCCGAGCUGUGAUACAAAGUUCAUUUAUAUUGAUGGAAAAAUUAUUUUCUUUUUAAAUAUAUGUUUUAUCUUUUGCAAAUAUGUGAUGUUAUGUAUCUGAAACAGUCAAAUUGACAUUUCAUAGCUAAUCGAGGAAACUAUCGCAACGAUUUGCCAUUUAUCGCGAUCUAUUAUAGUUCGUUUUUUCUCUUUUUUUUCUCUUCUCUCCACGAAGCGUGGCUUACAAGGAUACUAAUUAUAAGUUUUGAUACAACAAGCGAUUGAUUUGAAUAUUAGAAAAGCUAUAACAAAUACCAAAAAAGAGAGCAUUAUUAUGUUUAUUUGUGUUAUAUAUCUAGCGAUAUGAGCAUACUCGAAGCGACUGUAUUUCGAAGCUCGCCGUAAGCCUUUAUAACUUGAGAAAUUAUGCUCAUAGCUGUUUAAGUUCUCUAUUUAAGUUGAUACAUUUUUAUAAUAGCGUAGGGAGAGAGGGAGAGAGAAAGAAAUUUAAGUUACAUAUACUAGAGUAUGUGCGACCGUUAUAUUAAGAUGUCAUUGCGAAAGAUACUGUCCAACGGGUAUAGAGCAUGUAAGAUUUUCUUGUUCGAUUUUUUGUAAUUUUAAGAUAAAAUGUUUCACACACAGAAAAUUGUAUUCUAUAUAAAUUCUAUUUUUCUAUCUUAUUAUGGUUCAAACUGUAUCGUUAACGAAGAUGAUACAGUUUAUUUUUGUCGAUUGAAGAUUUUUAUAAAAAUAAAUACAACAAAUACUUUUCAUUA
Messenger RNA from Odontomachus brunneus, 4451 nucleotides. RefSeq lists its product as uncharacterized. NCBI's taxonomy places the organism in Eukaryota, Metazoa, Arthropoda, Insecta, Hymenoptera, Formicidae. The record is from RefSeq and is a predicted model, not a curated record. The transcript has 5 exons. Bases 240 to 3644 code for a protein of 1134 amino acids.